CUCGCACCGGUGAGUGAAAGAGACGUGUGUGAGGCCGGGCGCCGGGAGGCGGCGCUGUUGCUAUGACGCUCCUGCCCUCUCCCGCUCUCUUGGGGGACAGGAGGGCUUUGUGGGUUCACAGGAGGAGUGGUGAAGGACGGGACUGGGCAAGGUUCAUGUCCUUCCAGGGCUGGCUCAACUUCAAGGCAUUUUGCCGCCUCUAGUAGGCACCUCCUACAUGGCUCCGGCUGUCUCCAACGUUGACUCCAAAGGCAGCAGCUGUGCUGUGAACCACGGUGACAGCAGGAGAGGAAGGCUGACCUACCCCCCGCCCCCCCGGUCCAUCUUUUUUCUUUCCAAAUGGGACAAACUGUUUUUCAGAUUAUGGGACUAAGAAUCCACUUUGUUGUUGACCCUCAGGGUUGGUUCUGUAUGGGCCUGAUUAUCUUUGUCUGGCUUUUCAACACAUUCUUCAUUCCAGAAAUUAUCCUCUUUCCACACUAUGAAGAGGGACAUUUAUCAGCAGUGGCAAUACUGUGUUACUACAUACUUGCAUUGUUCUGUAUUGUUUCAUUACUGAGAGCCUCAGUAGCCGAUCCAGGGAGAUUACCUGAAAGCCCAAAGAUACCAAUUACAGAAAGAGAGUUUUGGGAGUUAUGUAAUAAAUGUAAUAUGAUGAGACCAAAACGUUCCCAUCACUGCAGCCGUUGUGGACACUGUGUUCGGAGAAUGGAUCAUCAUUGUCCAUGGAUUAAUAACUGUGUUGGUGAAGAUAAUCACUGGCUGUUUUUGCAGUUGUGCUUCUACACACAGCUCCUCAGUUCCUAUACACUACUACUUGAUUUCUGCCACUGUUACUACCUUGAACCACUAAGAAAAAUUAAUUGGGAACUCUUUGUAUUUAGGCAUGAACUUGCUCUAAUAAGAAUAUCUACCUUCAUGGGUUUAAUAAUGCUAGUUGGAAUUAGUGGACUCUUUUAUACUCAGUUAAUCGGUGUGUUCAAUGAUACUACAAGUAUAGAAAAACUAGCAAACUGUUGUGAAGAAAUAUCGAGACCGCGAAAGCCAUGGCAGCAGACCUUCUCAGAAGUUUUUGGCACUCGCUGGAAGAUCCUGUGGUUUAUUCCUUUCAGGCAAAGACGACCACUGCGAGUUCCCUACCAUUUUGCCAAUCACGUCUAAACAGAUGGAUGGUGGGCACAGAUGGGUCCUCCAUGCUGGAAGCGUGUUGCAGGUUUUGUGAUAAUAGAACUAUGACAGUCCUCAAGUCAAUUAAAAUCUGCCCACCAAUCUUAGACAUCACAAUGUGCCCCAGGCUUUAUUUUAAUAAUAAUGAUCUUGAUUCCGUUGUGGGAUUAAAAGACAUUUCUUUGUUUACUUUUAAAGUGUACUUACUUUCAAAUAGCUUUUCAGAUAAAUUACUUUAGUAUUUGAGGUUAAUAACCAGUGCAAGCCAAUGAAAUGUUAUGAAAUUUUUGUUUUGAUACUGGAUAAUAAUGUUUUGGUAGAAACACUGGCAUUUACACUGUCAAAUAGGUUUGAAAAGUGUCUUGUCUGCCUUGAAUUUUUUUUAUUCUUUUAAAAAUUAAUAAUAUUUUAAUUAGAUAAUCUGAUUUAAAAUCCACUAUGCCUUCCUUAUUUAUGAUGCAUGAUAUUAAUUGAGCAGCUCAUCACUUGAAAUAUAUGACAUCUUAAUGGUGUUUUUUUUAAAAAAAAAUCAAGGGCAAUUUUUUUGUCUUAUGUUCUCAGUUUUAUAAAAGUAUGUUUUUAUUGUUCUUAUGUAAAAAUAGAAACAACAACAAAAACAAAACAGUUUGAGUGGAUAGCCUGUAAGGGCGGGGGGAAAGUAUUGCUAUAUAGAUGUUCCUUCUCUUCUCUUUGUAAAUUUGAUAAUUCAACUAUAGUCUUAUGUGGUGUAUGUCUCUUUAAAAUGCAUACUUUUUAAAAAGGGUGUGAUCCAGCCAAAGUUAACCACUUUGAAACCCACUGAUGUCAAAACACCUGUGAAAAGCUGUUAUGUUUACUACAUGGUGAGUAGUAAGACCCAUUGAACACAGCAAGACUUAUUUCGGAGUGUAAAGGAAUAGGACUGGAAUGCAAAUUGUUUCCACUGAAGUUGGGAUACUUGAAAUCUCUUAACUUUGGCUGGAUCAUGCCUGAAGUUUUUGCUAUCACUGUAAUGUAUCUGGUAUACAAAAUAAUGUGUUCUCUCUAUAA
Heteronotia binoei (common prickly gecko) is the source of this 2196-nucleotide messenger RNA. It is a transcript of the gene ZDHHC21, whose product is annotated as zinc finger DHHC-type palmitoyltransferase 21. Gene Ontology annotation, cellular component: endoplasmic reticulum; Golgi apparatus. Lineage: Eukaryota; Metazoa; Chordata; Lepidosauria; Squamata; Gekkonidae. The record is from RefSeq and is a predicted model, not a curated record. Gene Ontology annotation, biological process: protein targeting to membrane; peptidyl-L-cysteine S-palmitoylation. The transcript has 8 exons. Gene Ontology annotation, molecular function: protein-cysteine S-palmitoyltransferase activity. The coding region runs from base 340 to 1161 and encodes 273 amino acids.